GCCAUCUCUCGUCAUUCGUCGGAAUCAACUCGAAAACUCAGAAAAUGGAUCGGUAGCUGGGAAGGAAACUUAAAGCGAAAUACGCAAAGAAAACGGCUUUUGUCCGCUGUUCAGCGAUUUUUUUGUGUUGUAAUCAGCAGAGGAAAUUUUAACGACCAACUCCACACCACCAGCCUCUUCCAGCAGCCACAGAAAAUAAUAGAUUACCCUUGCCACCAACACCACUACUACCACCACUUUACAACUACAGCAACAACAAAAGCAACACUACUGCACAACCAAGCCCACAAAGGAAAGGUGAAACGCAAAUAAAAAAAAAACGAAAAAAGCGCUGAAAAUAAAAUCAAGUCAGAAAAACAUCCCAUAUAAACGGCCACCAUUUUGAAUGAGCUGAAAGAAGAGAGCGCGAGAAAGAGAGCGACAAACUGCUUCUCAUUUGUUGCACUACGCACUGCAGCUGGCCGCGUCGUCACCGUAGACCCUUCCAGCUUUGGAACUCGCUCUCCCUGUCUUCGUCUAAUUGCGCUUAGAAACACCGUGCGGCAGCUACAACAACAACAACAUGGUGGAGCUGGAGGAGCAGAAGUCCGGAACAGCUGCCUCUGUCCGCGUCGCAGGCAACAACAACAACCCCCGUGGAUCUGGGGACAGCGGCAUCCGGAGCGGCAGCGGCAUUUCCUGCAGCAACACGGACAACAGCUGCAGCCAGAGUCAGUCAGACGGGCAGAAUGAGUUGACGCGCUACAGCAGCGAGGAUGUGUCGGGCAAUGAGUCGAGUGAGGCGCCCAACAUGACCGAAAUGGAGCGGCAGGCGGAGUUGAACCGGCAUAAGGAGGAGAUGCAGAAGAAACGUCGAAAGAAACGCAUCAGUUCCUCCCUGCAUUCCUCAACUUUCCAAGAGCUGUAUAAGCUGACGGGCGAGAUUCUUGGCGAGGGAGCUUACGCAUCGGUUCAAACUUGCGUCAACAUCUACACCGACCUGGAGUAUGCCGUUAAGGUGAUCGACAAGAUACCGGGUCAUGCGCGUGCGCGUGUCUUUCGCGAAGUGGAGACAUUCCAUCACUGCCAGGGUCAUUUGGGCAUCUUGCAACUGAUCGAGUUCUUCGAGGAUGACGAAAAGUUCUAUCUGGUAUUUGAGAAGAUCAACGGGGGUCCAUUGCUGACGCGCAUCCAGGAGCACAUCUGCUUUUCCGAGCACGAAGCGUCGCAGAUAAUCAAGGAGAUCGCUUCCGGACUAGAUUUUCUGCACAAGAAGGGCAUUGCCCAUCGUGAUCUCAAGCCCGAGAAUAUUCUGUGUGUCAAGACGGACUCGCUGUGCCCGAUCAAGAUUUGCGACUUUGAUCUGGGCUCGGGGAUUAAGUUUACCACGGACAUUUCGUCGCCGGCAGCCACGCCCCAGUUAUUGACACCAGUUGGCAGCGCCGAAUUCAUGGCUCCUGAAGUGGUUGAUUUGUUUGUGGGCGAAGCGCACUACUACGACAAGAGGUGCGAUCUAUGGUCCCUGGGAGUGAUUGCUUAUAUCCUGCUAUGCGGCUAUCCGCCGUUUUCGGGCAACUGUGGCGAGGAUUGCGGCUGGAAUCGCGGAGAAAAUUGUCGAACGUGCCAGGAACUGCUUUUCGAGUCCAUUCAAGAAGGACACUUUUCCUUUCCCGAGGCCGAGUGGCAUGAUGUAAGCGAUGAGGCAAAAGACCUAAUUUCCAACCUGCUUGUCAAGCAAGCUUCAGAUCGCCUUAGUGCCGAGGCAGUGUUGAAUCACACGUGGAUUCGUAUGAGCGAGCACGAGCCACCGGCCAGCAAGCAAUCAGGCCGCCACAAGGCUCUGCAGACGCCCAGUAACAUUCGACGUAAUCACCAAUCGGCGAGGGAAAUCUCGCAGUUUGCCGAAUCGGCCAUGGCCGUCAAGCGUGUCGUCCUCCAGCAUUUCUCCAUGCGCUACGACUACAUGAAGGAGCGUCCGAACAUUUACCAGCCUUCGCAGGCCUACAUGGAUGCCUACAGCGAUGAGAACUAUAAUCCCAAGCCGCCGGCACACUACACUCGCAAUCGUUCGCAGCGCAAUCCCGCUGCGUCCCUGUCUAGCUACGGCGGACGUAUGUCCUCGAUGCACGGCCAGCGGGCCAGCAGCCGUCAGUCCUCCCGGAAUGCCUCUCGCAAUGCAUCUGCAAUUUACCCAAACAGCGGAGGCUUCAAGACACUCAAUGUCCACGAGGAAGAUGACGACGAUGAAGCCCUGGAGGCUUUUGGCCGAAUCGACGACGAUGAUGAUGAGUGGGCCAGGUCCACGAGGCAAUAUCAGCAGCAGCGUGAGCUGCAGCAGCAGCAGGAGGCGCUGGGUGAGGAUCGAUACAGGCGGCAGAGCGGAAGCGAGGGGGACGACCUGGAAGACGAGGAGGAUGGAGAGAGCGAGGACUAUCAGCAGCACUACAAGCAUUAUUGGCGCGAAUUGGACGAGGACGAAGGCGAUGACUAUUUGUACGAGCAACAGCAGCAACGCGAAGAUGACAUCGCCGAGGAAGAGGAGGAUUUCGAUGAGGAGCAACACGGGGAUGAAAAUCAAACAGCUGACAAUCUAAAGCUAUCGAAAGCUAACGUGGAACAAGUUGGCGAUGCCAAUGUGGAGAGCUCGAAGCCACAGCAGAAUACCGGUGGGUAUGAGAAGAAGGAACUUAUUAUGGAUAAUAUGGAUGAAUCGACCCAGCAAAGCGAAUUUGCUAUAUUCACCACAAUGCGCAAAGAUGCGCAGGAGGCGGAGACGGAGAUUAAGCAGCAGGAGAAGGACGAUGAGACGAAGGGAGAGAAACAGCAGGAUGAUGUUGAUGGGGCUAAGAGGCAAGGACCAUCAAGUGAUAUUAGUGCUACUACCAUCACCGAUAAAAACAAGCAGCAGCAGCAAACACCAGUUAUAACUACAACACACAUUAACAACUGGCAAACUGGCGAUGCAAAUGAAGAUGAUGAUGUUAAACUAUUGGAUAGUAUUAGUGAUUUAAAUGAAAAGCUACCUGAAAUUUAUGAGACUGCAAAGAUUGUUGUCAACUCAGCGGCAGUGCCAGCAGCAUCGACACCAGCAGCAACAGCAGCAGCAGCAUCUGCAACACGCCCACCAACCGAUAACCCAGAAGAAGAUCAUUCGAACGUGAUCAAACCGACGACUGCUGUUGAGGAGACAACAAUGCGAACGACUUUUGGCAAGGCGGCGGAGGAGCAGGCGAAGCCUCCAGCAGCCCAAACCCAGUACCAGACCACGGGCCACCACAGCAAGGCCGGCCGCAAUGUUUACUUUGCCCUCGAUGCAUAUCAGAACGACGAGGAUGCCGAUAUCGAGGAGGAUGACGACUACGACGACGAUGAGGAAGAAGAUCUGCACGAGCAGCGCAAGCAGCCGGUGCCUUCCAUUGCCAAUGCCUACACACGGAAGCAGCGACAGCAGCACCAGCGGUAUAUUGUGCCGCGCUAUCAGUCGGCGGAUCCACAGCAGCAGGCCGAGAACUGGCGCUAUCGCACCCAUCACUCGCAGGAGCAGCAGCCGGCAGCGGGCUAUCGCAAGUACCGUCCGCCCUUCAGCACUGGAGGCGGCGGUGGCCACCAUGGCAAUCAGCAACGCAACUAUUUGGGCAGCUUCUCACACAGCGGCGGUGCCGCUGGCUACAAGAUAGCACCGAUGCAGCCGCCGCAGCAAACGCUGCCGCGGCACAACAGCGCCGGAAGCAGCGGCAGUGGCAGUGGCGGAUCCCCGCCAUCCGACGAGCAGUCGACGAUCCGUAACUGGCGCCAGGAUUGCGUCUACGCGCGCAGCUGCGGAAUGAAUCAGCCGCCGGAGCAGCAGCGGCACAUCCGUGCAACGGCCCAGCGGGCCCAGCAGCAACCGCGGAUUGGCAGCGGUCGCUUCGCCCACCUGCAGGCGGCCCAGUUGAUGGAGGAGCUUCCGGACAUGCAGAUCGGUCUGUCGCCGCCCAGCGAGAGUGUGCUGCUCCAACGGCGCCUGCGCCAGCAGAAGCGGGCCAACGAUCUGUCCGAGUACUGCGAGCCGGCCACCGCAAGUGGUUAGGGGUUGGGUCCACUCUUGACAAAGAACUCUGUUUUUCACGCACAUUCUCUAGAAACCAACUUUCCAGUUCUAUGAUUAUUUUUGGUGCAAAGUUUCAGCCACUUACAUUUCAAGCAAAAGU
Messenger RNA from Drosophila elegans, 4169 nucleotides. RefSeq names its product probable serine/threonine-protein kinase MARK-A (gene Lk6). Gene Ontology annotation, molecular function: ATP binding; calcium-dependent protein serine/threonine kinase activity; calmodulin binding. The record is from RefSeq and is a predicted model, not a curated record. Gene Ontology annotation, cellular component: cytoplasm; nucleus. Gene Ontology annotation, biological process: protein autophosphorylation; peptidyl-serine phosphorylation; intracellular signal transduction. Lineage: Eukaryota; Metazoa; Arthropoda; Insecta; Diptera; Drosophilidae. The coding region runs from base 563 to 4048 and encodes 1161 amino acids. The transcript is spliced from 6 exons.